Messenger RNA from Trichoderma aggressivum f. europaeum, 858 nucleotides. RefSeq lists its product as uncharacterized. Lineage: Eukaryota; Fungi; Ascomycota; Sordariomycetes; Hypocreales; Hypocreaceae. The record is from RefSeq and is a predicted model, not a curated record. The transcript has 5 exons. Bases 1 to 858 code for a protein of 285 amino acids.
AUGCAGGGCGUCUUUGUUGUCUUCUGUGCGUUUGAGUUCCAGGCCCUUGGCUAUGGGUAUGGCUCCAUGGAGAUGCUUCCUGGAUACAAUCCAAUAUUAGCAGCCGAGUUCUUCGUCAUAGCGCAGCUGUUAUACCUUAUCGCGCAGCUGGCUGCAAAGGUCAGUGUGGCUUUAGUCCUCUACCGUAUCGCGACAAUGGCGCCUCUGAUACGAAAGAUCUUGAUCGCCUCCAUGGUUAUUCUGUCUAUCGUGUCUGUGGUAGCAAUCUUCAUGUUCGGAUUCCAAUGUCGUCCUCUUUCAGUCGCCUGGGGCGUUGGCACUGGCACAUGUCUACCCGGAUCGACCAUCGCCAAUGUAGCAUAUGCUGUCUCUGCUGCGGAUAUUCUCUUCAGCUGGUUAUACGGACUCAUGCCGAUUUACUUGCUCUGGAGCGUCCAGAUUAGCAUGCGAACAAAGAUUGUCGUGUCAGUUCUGCUGGGCUUUGGCGCAGUGAGCUGCAUUGCCACCAUUUUGCGACUCAACUAUGCGGUUAUGGUUGCUCAGAUACCAUCUACGGCCGCAGCACAGGCUGUCAACUUGCUUCUAACGGCAACUAUCUAUUCCGCUACUGAAGUCGGCCUGGCAAUCUUCUGUGCUUCGCUUGCUGCACUGAAGCCGCUCUUGAAAUUCAUUCCUUGGAUCCCUGGCUCUUCCAAGGGCACUUCCAAAUUCGAAAGCAAUCUCGAGCCACGAGGCCCAAGCAUUCGCCUCCAAGACCGACAGGUGGAUACAGGAAGCGAGGAGAGCAUUCUCCCAAGUAAUCACCAGCAUCACAUCCAAAAAACGACACAUUAUGAAGUCAGCUACGAGACGCACUAG